GCUAUCGUUUCUAUCGUUUUUUUACACCACGACGCCGGCCUACCUUCAGUAUUUUGCUGACAACUAUCCUAAAAAGUGCUUCUGUUUAUUGGCGGCUUGCCGUGUCGCCGCGUCUAUUUGUAAAUAGUGCCUCGUGAAGAGAGUAGGAGGCACAUUACUACUAGUAGUAGUAGUACUAUAACAACUCCCACUGCUUGCACAUAAUGGAGCCCCUCUCUCUCUCUCUCCCUCCCUCUCGCUCGCCUCGCUCUCCCUUUCUUCCAUGGGGGGCUCACUAAUAAUAAGUGCAAGACGGCGCACUGUUCUCCCCCAAUGGCAGCUUUAAGUGAAAAGGCGUGCCUGCACCCCCCUCCUCCGGCUCCCCUCCUCUCCCAAACUACUCGAUGUAUAGUUAAAAAAUGGGAGGGCACAUUCGAAGCGAGCUGCUUCUAUGAAGGUAGGCUGCAGCGUGUGUUUAUUGAUGAGAUGAAAAGAAGAUGGAAGUGAGAAAUGAAACAAAGUGAAAGCGACACUUUGACAUAUUCCAGCUUCAGACCUUUUUUUCGUCUUGGGUAGGGGGGGGAGAUCUACGACACUUUUUUUUCUCCCAAAGCCAAGCUUCGAAGUGGAGGACCGUCCAUUUUUUUGGGGCUUUAAGCUGGCGUGGAAAACUCUUCACACAUCUGUUGCAGCAUGUCGGAGAGCAACACAUGAUUUGGGAAGAGAGGACUGACAGCCUUGCCUAGCGCCCGGCCUCCGUUGAGCCAUCUCCUGACGCUUGACCCGCACUUUAUCACCAGCCACACUAGCAUCUCGGAAACACAGCGUCACCUAACUGUCACAUCAGUUGCAAGGGGAUGACCGAGCGCAUUCAUAACAUCAAUCUCCACAACUUCAGCAAUUCUGUACUUGAGACCCUCAAUGAGCAGCGCAACCGUGGGCACUUCUGUGAUGUGACCGUCCGGAUCCAUGGAAGUAUGCUGCGAGCUCACCGCUGCGUGCUGGCCGCUGGAAGCCCCUUCUUUCAGGACAAGCUGCUUUUGGGCUACAGCGACAUUGAGAUCCCCUCUGUGGUCUCGGUGCAAUCCAUCCAAAAGUUGAUUGACUUUAUGUACAGCGGGAUUCUGCGAGUGUCUCAGUCGGAGGCCCUGCAGAUAUUAACUGCUGCCAGCAUCUUGCAGAUCAAGACCGUCAUCGAUGAGUGUACCCGAAUCGUGUCGCAGAAUGUGGGCCUGGCCGGCCCAGGAGCCUUCUCUGUUAUACCGGGAGACUCUGGUCAGGACACCCCUCGGGGCACGCCGGAGUCUGGCACCUCCGGGCCCAGCAGCGAUGCCGAGUCGGGCUGUAUGCAAGGCACAACGCAGCAGAACAUGGAUCGGCCGUACACGUCUCUCUACCCCUACACCGGCAUCUCCAAUGGUACCCGCGACCGCCCCCAUUACGUCAACCCCAUGGCGACAAAUUACGACCCCAGUGCCGGCGCUCAGAAGGACCAGCAGUCGGAGGAUCCCCCCUGGAUGAACCGUAUCCAGGAUAGAACCCAGCCGGUGGACCGCUUCAUCUCCACGGCCGAGUCCACCACUCACUGUCGCAAGCAACCCCGCCCGGUGCGCCUGCAAACAGGUGGGAUGCACAUCAAGCAGGAGGCCGACGACGAGUACAGCUGCUACAACACGGGCGACUGCCAGGAUGAGACCGAGCACGCUGAGAGCGAGUCCAAAGUGGAGAGUUUCGACUCAGGGGUCAGCUCCUCCAUCAGUACCGAGCCAGAUGCCAUGGAGCAGCAGCCCUACCUGAGUGGCUUUAACCGGGAGGGGCCGGGCGAAGGCCACCAAGGGAAUUUGGGUCCGGUGCAUAUCGAGGUCAACGACUCGUCCCCGGAGCAAGCGCAAGAGCCCGACGAGGGCCACGGCGGCCACAGCACUAGUGAGAGUAGCAUGAUGCACCCACUGCCCAAUCCCAUCAUGUCCCACUCCCUGUCCAGCACGCCGCAUUACCUGCGGCCGGUCGAGACGCACACCAGCAAUCUGAGGAUGCCGCACGCCAUGACCAGCAAUUCCCAAUUGAUCGGCGGCGUCGGGAGCACCUUCUUGCCCACACUCUUCCCCCCGCAGCCGGCCAGAGACAACAAGUCUUUCCUUUACCUUUCCGGCCAACAGCAGGCCCAGUUUGUAACGGUGCCCACCGCCAUGUCAUCGUUCCCCAAUGCCAUGGCUGUUCCGCCGGGGUCCGCCCAGUCGCAGCAGUCCGCCGGAGCAAUGAGUCAGGGGGAGAAGAAGCCCUAUGCAUGCACUCUCUGCUGUAAAACCUUUACUGCAAAACAGAACUACGUCAAACACAUGUUUGUGCAUACCGGAGAGAAGCCUCACCAGUGCAGCAUCUGCUGGCGCUCGUUCUCCCUGAAGGAUUACUUAAUCAAACACAUGGUGACGCACACGGGGGUGCGGGCAUACCAGUGCAGCAUCUGCAACAAGCGUUUCACCCAGAAGAGCUCCCUCAACGUCCACAUGCGGCUGCACCGUGGCGAGAAGUCCUACGAGUGCCCUAUCUGCAAGAAGAAGUUCUCCCACAAAACCCUGCUGGAGCGUCACAUGGCCCUGCACAGCACGGGCAGCGCCAUCACGGGGCUGGCCGACGCCAUCACCGGGCUGGCCGGCGUCACCUGCCCCCCUUGCCCGGUCUCCAUUCCCAUCACUCUACCCAUGACCGUCCCUGAGCCCGGUGCCGGGGUGGUGGCCCUCGCCAUGCCCGUGAGCGGCGGUGCGGGAGAUGGGUCCGUGGUGGGGCCCGGAGUGGGCGCGGCCGCAGAGGCUAGCUGCCAAGAAGGGACCACCUACAUGUGUUCCGUCUGCCCCGUCAAGUUCGAGCAAAUGGAGCACUUCAACGACCACAUGCGAAUGCAUGUCUCUGACGGAUAAGUACAACUAGACACACUUCUCCAAAAGAAUGACAAACAAGAUGGCACUAGAUUUUCCUUUUCUUAUUUUGAGGUAUGAAGAGUAAUGAGUAUAGACACUGGCACAUUAAGUUUCCCAAAAAAAAAAAAAUUCUUUUUUGUUAUUUUAAAUAAACAAAAAGAUGGUGGCCUUAAGGCUUAGUAGUUUGAUAUUGAUCUACUGGAUGGAUCCUAACUACAGGCCUCUAAAUGUAUGAUUUCCUAAAAA
Nerophis ophidion (straightnose pipefish) is the source of this 3143-nucleotide messenger RNA. It is a transcript of the gene zbtb20, whose product is annotated as zinc finger and BTB domain containing 20. Gene Ontology annotation, molecular function: protein binding. The coding region runs from base 837 to 2897 and encodes 686 amino acids. The record is from RefSeq and is a predicted model, not a curated record. Lineage: Eukaryota; Metazoa; Chordata; Actinopteri; Syngnathiformes; Syngnathidae. The transcript is spliced from 5 exons. Gene Ontology annotation, biological process: regulation of cytokine production; negative regulation of transcription by RNA polymerase II; regulation of immune system process.